This is a messenger RNA of Racocetra persica, 291 nucleotides long. The record is from the annotation of a GenBank genome assembly. NCBI's taxonomy places the organism in Eukaryota, Fungi, Glomeromycota, Glomeromycetes, Diversisporales, Gigasporaceae.
AUGUGGAAAAUGGAUUUUCACAAUUCUCCUCAAGAUAAUUCUCAAGAGGAUUCUCAAGAGGAUUACCAAGAAGAAUCUACAGAAAGAGAUCACUUACUUAUUUCUGAAUCAAUUGAUGCUGAAGUAUAUAGUAAAGAUGAAGAACCUGGUGAAGUUGAUAACGGAAAUUUAAUAGAACAACCGAAUGUAAAUUUAGCUUCCCAAGCUCUUCGGCUAGUUAAAAAUUAUGAAAGAAAAGAUGGUCAAAAACUUAUAUGUUGCUUACCUAGUGAAGAUGAUAAAGAUUUUUGA